Penicillium samsonianum is the source of this 513-nucleotide messenger RNA. RefSeq lists its product as uncharacterized. The transcript is spliced from 2 exons. Bases 1 to 513 code for a protein of 170 amino acids. Lineage: Eukaryota; Fungi; Ascomycota; Eurotiomycetes; Eurotiales; Aspergillaceae. The record is from RefSeq and is a predicted model, not a curated record.
AUGUCUGGUUUUCAGCCCGUUCACUAUGUGCCUGCCAGUCGCCAGGCUCAAAUAUUGGCUAUGCCAGUGAAGCGCAUCCUCGCCGUUCCACAUCGAAAGGCAGGGGGUACUAAUCACUGGUGCCUCUACCUUUCGUCAUCCCCCACAAGCUCGGUUCGAAUUGAUUGUCAGCCAAGCCACACUGUUCCGAGCUCGGUCCUUCGGGGAGGCUCCAAGGCCAACCUCAUCAUCUCAGAAUUGCCUUACGAAACCUCUACCGAUGCCCAGGCCCAAUUUAUUCUCGAUGUUGCCCCUGGACUGUCAGUGGGGCAAGUUUGGGGGAAAUUACUCGAUAUGGGCGUCAUAAAUACGAAUUUGAUGCAUUUGGAGUUGGGUGCAGAUGCUGGACUACUGAUCAGAUUAAUCUUUUAUACCAACUUCAAUUUGUCGGUUGCGGCGGCAAAAGCAGGAAUUCUCAAGCUGUGGCCAGAUCAGACACCACUUCCCCUUGACCAGGGGGCUUACUACCAAUGA